AUGCUCGCUCAGGCAAGCUCAUAUGUUGGUGCUUUUGUGGUUUAUUUGCUUAUUCGGACUAUUUAUCGACUUUAUUUCCAUGCCCUCAGUAAAAUCCCCGGACCAAAGCUAGCAGCAGCUACUAACGGAUAUGAAUUUUAUUUUAACGUAAUCAAAAGAGGGAAAUUCAUCUGGGAGAUUGAACGACUACAUGAAAUUUACGGGCCGAUCAUUCGCAUAACACCGAAAGAAAUCCACAUCAAAGACUCGAAUUACUACGAAGAGAUAUAUGCUUCAAGUUCUCGCAGGAGAGAAAAAGAUGGACCAUAUUUCAGCCAGUUUGAUAUGGAGGGAUCGGGCUUUGUUACUGUCUCUGCCGAGUUACAUCGCGAACGCCGUGCACCUCUCAACAAACUGUUUUCAAAGUCAGCUACUACGGAUAUGUUGCCAAUUCUUUAUGAUAAUUUGGAUAAGCUCUGCAGUCAUAUUGAAAGCGCCCAUGAGUCUGAUAGGGUUAUCAAACUAGACGCCGGAUUUGCGGGCUUGACGUCCGACACCAUUUAUGGAUAUUUUCUUGGAUAUCGCAGCGGAAAUCUAGACAGUCCAGACUUCAAUGAGCAUGUCAGAGAUGGAAUAAAUGCUUUGGCUCGGUUUUGUCAUGUCAACUUUUUCUUCCCGAUCAUACAGACGAUCGUGGGACUUUUCCCAUUGCCUGUGCUAAAAACGUUAAACCCCCAUAUGCAUGCACUUAUGGAACAAAAGGCCCACAUUCGCGCUCAGGUAGUAAAUGUCCUUUCUGGGAAACAGACCAAGGAUGGAUCUGCUUUGGAAAGUGUGCUUAAUGAGGGCCUUCCUGAGAAUUUGCGGGGCGUUGACCGUCUUGCAAAUGAGGGAAUGGCAAUCGUCUCCGCCGGUAUAGAAACCACCAGCAGAGCUCUUGCAGUUGGCUUUUAUCAGAUCAUCAGCAACAAAAAUAUUCAAGCCAAGCUACGGAAAGAGCUCAGACCUGUCAUACCGACACCGCAGUCUCGCCCUGCAUGGGAUCAACUGAGACAACUCCCUUAUUUGUCGAGUGUUAUACUUGAGACCUUGCGUCUUGCCACAGGCAUAGCCAUGCGAUCCCCUCGUGUUGCACCAACUGAGACCCUAAUUUACGGAGAUCAUAUUAUUCCACCGGGGACAUCCAUGAGCCAACACAACUAUUUCGUUCUGAUGGACCCUGAGAUAUUUUCAGAGCCUCAUGUAUUUGACCCCGAAAGAUGGUUGCGUGCCGCUGCGAAAGGCGAGCAUUUAGAGCGCUACUUGGUCAGCUUCUCCAAGGGGAGUCGAAACUGUCUUGGAAUGAAUCUAGCUUAUGCUGAGCUAUACCUCACGAUUGCGACUCUUAUCCGUCAAUUCGAUUUUACUUUACAUGACACGACUUGGAAGGAUAUUGCAUUUGCUCGUGAUUUUGCAGUGCCGUAUCCCGAAGAAGGAAAUACUAGCUUGCAAGUUCGAGUAGGAAACCUGAUCCCAGAGUGA
Molecule: messenger RNA, 1500 nt
Organism: Penicillium angulare
Lineage: Eukaryota; Fungi; Ascomycota; Eurotiomycetes; Eurotiales; Aspergillaceae
Product: cytochrome P450
Exons: 5
Coding region: 1-1500 (499 amino acids)
Molecular function (GO): iron ion binding; heme binding; oxidoreductase activity, acting on paired donors, with incorporation or reduction of molecular oxygen
Source: RefSeq, a predicted model, not a curated record